Anastrepha ludens (Mexican fruit fly) is the source of this 840-nucleotide messenger RNA. Its product is annotated as piggyBac transposable element-derived protein 3-like. The transcript has a single exon. The record is from RefSeq and is a predicted model, not a curated record. Gene Ontology annotation, molecular function: sequence-specific DNA binding. Bases 1 to 840 code for a protein of 279 amino acids. NCBI's taxonomy places the organism in Eukaryota, Metazoa, Arthropoda, Insecta, Diptera, Tephritidae.
AUGGAUCGUCGACGUUUUUUAACCGUUGGGGAAAUAGAAUCCUACAUAAAAACUUCGAGCAGUGAGGAUGAAGGCGAAGUAGUUUCAGUUAAACGAAUGAAAAUUGUUAAGCCUAUUUCGAAAAAAAUAACUUCUGUUGUAUAUAUUCCACCAGCAGAUGUUGAUGCUGGAAGUGACGAAGAACUUAUUGACGAUAAUGAGAUGAUAACAGAGGUACCAGCUAUGACGGAUGUUUGUGGAGAGUUGGAGGUCGAACAUGAAUCAGAUGUGGAAGAUUUUGCGUCGCCGCCGUCAUGUUUAGUUGGAAUACCUGAUGAUGGACCAUCCUGUUCUGCAAAAACAACUAGCUGUGUACAGAAAAAGAUUUCGGUACACCAAACUGGAAAAAAACCAAACGAAUUGAUUUUAAAUCAAUCAGGUGUGGAAUAUUUAAAAAGCAAUAUUGUUGAUUCUAUAAGUGAGUCUGAAUAUUUUAUUCAUAAAAUUUUUCUUUCUGGUGGCAAAACACCAUUUGAAUUGUUUCUGCAGUUCUUCGAUGAAGAAAUAAUGGAAAUGCUGGUCGUGAAUACAAAUAUGUAUGCUCACCGAAAUAAUAUCGUAGUGGAUAUUAGCAAACAACAGAUAUACCGUUUCAUCGGAAUUUUGAUACUAAGUGGUUAUCAUAAAGUACCUCACGUUGAACAUUAUUGGAGUACACAGCAAACACUUGGUAUACCUAUAGUAAAGCAAGCUUUAUCACGUAAUAACUUCCAGUUGAUCAAACGAAUAUUUCAUCUAAUGGACAAUUAUGGCAUUGAUCCCACAGACAGAUUUGCUAAAGUCCACUUAUUGAUGCACUGA